GUGGUUACAGUCAACGUUUACCAAAUGCAAGUGCCCUGGGAAAGAUUUUCACAGCUUUGCCUUUUGGCAAUCCCGUUUACCAGAUGCUGGAACUGAAGCUCGCCAUGUACAUUGAUUUUCCUAGUCACAUGAAACCAGGAAUUCUCAUUACGUGUUCAGACGACAUCGAACUUUACAGCACUGGAGUUGCAGAAGCUGUCACGUUUGAUAAACCUGGGUUUACGGCGUUAGCUCACCCUUCAGAUUUGACAGUUGGGACCACUCAUGGAGUGUUUGUUUUAGAUCCGUCCAGUUUUUCAGGAAAAGGAGGACUUGAGUACGCGUCUUGCCAUCGUUUCCUGCACAAGCCUGAUAUUGAGACGAUGCGGCAGUGUGGCGCGGUGUGCGUUAGGGGGAAUUCUCAGCCGAGUUCCUCUGGAGGCCACAGUGACUCAGAGAUGGACUUGGAGUGUGUGUAUACAGACAGUAUAUUUUACAUGGAUCACAGCACUGCAAAACAGUUAUUGACAUUUUAUAAGCAGAUGGGCUCUCUUUGCUGUGAAAUAGACGUAUAUGGUGACUUCCUCCAGGCCCUGGGACCCAGAGCCACUCAGGAUUACAUAAAAAAUACAAGUAAUGUCACUGAAGAGGAAUCACAGUUGGUAGCAGUACGGGAGAAGCUGUACUCUCUUCUGAAGGGAACCGCGCUUAACGUUAUAGUCUUAAACAACUCUAAGUUCUACCACAUUGGAACUACCCAGGAGUACUUGUUUCACUUCACAUCUGAUAGCAACCUGAAAUUUGAGCUUGACUUACUGUCUGUGGCUUUUAGCAUCUUUUCUGACGACGCAGCUGAGACCCUGGGUCAGUCAGCAAGUAUCGUUCAAAGCAUACUUGAGCCCGGGUGUCUCAUAGGACCUGGGUCCGUUAUUGAGUACUCUCGGAUUGGCCCUGAAGUCUCAGUAGGGAAGAAAAGCAUCAUUAGUGGAGUGUGCGUAAAUUUUAAAGUAGACAUACCUGCGAACUGCUUUCUGAGUUCAUUAAGUAUAAAAAUUAACAAUCAAGUAAAGUAUGUAAGUAUGGUGUUUGGUGUAGAAGAUGACUUGAAAAAAAGUGUGAAGUUGUUGUCAGAUACGCAUUCCCUCCAGUUUUUUGGAGUCAGCUUGCUAGAAUGCUUGGACCUCUGGGGUGUCACGGUUUCAGACCAGCUCUUCUCCGGUGAGCACGCACAUUUGGGGCUGUGGACUGCUAGGAUUUUUCCUGUUUGUUCUACUUUAAAUGAAUCGGUUAGAAUGUCGUUAAAAAUGUUAGAUUCUGUGCAGCACAUGUCAGCCCUUAAACUGGAUGGCUUCAAGCUCGUGUCUGUUGAAGAAAUGCUCACCUACAAAGAUGUAGAAGACAUGUUGAAGUUUAGGAAGCAAAUUUAUGAUGAAAUCUGUCUGCAAGAACCAAAAGAGAAGUCUGGUUUGUAG
Opisthocomus hoazin is the source of this 1451-nucleotide messenger RNA. NCBI's taxonomy places the organism in Eukaryota, Metazoa, Chordata, Aves, Opisthocomiformes, Opisthocomidae. The record is from RefSeq and is a predicted model, not a curated record.